UAUGAUGUGGUAAUUGUGCUGUAUUGUUUUUUAUAAAAAGGGACAGGAAAAAUGGUCAAGUGUUAGAAUUACAGACUCGAAAAAGAAUUCAAUGAAAGUAGAAAAUCAUGUCUCCAUACAUUCAAAUUUGAACUUGAAUGGUUUGUGUCCCGCGGAACAGAAAGUUGGCAUUGGAAAAGAGGUGCUGUCUCUAGGAGCAGAUGUGCUACCAGAAUAUAAACUACAAAGUCCUAUGGUUCAUAAAUGGACAAUUCUUCAUUAUUCGCCUUUUAAGGCAGUGUGGGAUUGGAUCAUUCUUCUCCUUGUUAUGUAUACAGCAAUCUUUACGCCCUACUAUGCUGCUUUUCUGCUCAACGAACCGACUGAUAGGCGCAAUAAUAAGCGAAAGAGCACCUCCUUUGGUGAUGAUUAUCUUCAGGUAGUAGACUUGAUAGUUGAUGUAACGUUUGUGAUAGAUAUUCUAAUAAACUUUCGUACAACAUUCGUGAACGGUCAGGAUGAAGUCGUAUCGCAUCCAGGACGGAUUGCAAUCCAUUAUCUGACCGGAUGGUUUCUCAUAGACUUAGUGGCAGCCAUUCCAUUUGAUUUGUUGUUAAUGGGAAGUGGUAGUGAUGAGCUAGGCCUGAGCAAGGACGAGACUACAACUCUGAUCGGAUUGUUGAAAACAGCACGUUUACUUCGACUCGUGAGAGUUGCUAGGAAAAUUGAUAGAUAUUCAGAAUAUGGAGCUGCUGUUCUGGUAUUAUUGAUGGCAACCUUCGCUCUCAUAGCUCAUUGGCUCGCCUGCAUUUGGUACGCUAUCGGGCACGCUGAAAGAGGAAACGGACAAGGGACAACAUAUGGAUGGCUUGAUGCGCUCUCUGAACAAAUCAACAGACCGUAUGUAAACGGCACUGCUGAUGGUCCCUCGAUACAGUCGCGUUAUGUAACAGCAUUAUACUUCACGUUCACAUCGUUAACGUCUGUUGGCUUUGGAAAUGUUGCACCGAACACAGACGCAGAAAAAAUAUUUACAAUAUGCGUCAUGCUAGUUGGAUCUCUAAUGUAUGCUAGCAUCUUUGGUAAUGUUUCUGCCAUUAUUCAACGUCUAUAUUCCGGUACUGCUCGUUAUCAUACACAAAUGCUUCGUGUACGAGAGUUUAUUAGAUUUCAUCAGAUUCCAAAUCCGCUUCGUCAAAGAUUAGAAGAAUAUUUCCAACAUGCUUGGACAUACACGAAUGGAAUCGAUAUGAACUCAGUUUUAAAAGGAUUUCCUGAGUGCUUACAAGCCGAUAUUUGCCUUCAUCUUAAUCGGAAUUUGCUAGAUAGUUGUUCGGCAUUCGAGGGCGCUUCACCCGGUUGUUUACGUGCGUUAUCGUUGAAGUUUAAAACCACUCAUGCUCCUCCCGGUGACACUUUGGUACACAAGGGUGAUGUCUUAACGUGUCUUUAUUUCAUUGCUCGUGGGUCGAUAGAAAUACUGAAGGAUGAUGUCGUUAUGGCAAUUUUGGGAAAAGAUGAUAUUUUUGGAGAAAAUCCGUGCAUUCAUUCAACUCUUGGCAAAUCUAAUAGCAACGUACGAGCUUUGACUUAUUGCGAUUUACAUAAAAUUACUCGCGAUGAUAUGCUCGACGUUCUUGAUUUAUUUCCUGAAUUCUAUGACAGUUUCGUUAAUAAUUUGGAAAUAACUUUUAACAUGCGAGACGAGGAACAAGCUGGCGUAGAACUAAGAAAUAGAUACAUAAAUAUGGUGAGAUCGAACUCGCAAGACCGUAAUAGUGAUACUAGAUCAAUUAGAGCAGCAACGAGUGUCCACCCUCCAAUUCAUCAAUUUCAUCGACCGUUCCCCCAUCAUUCCCAGACAGUUAGUAAACACGAAUCGCACGAUAGGCAUUCGGUGGGGCAGAUAAGUGAAAACAUGGAAUACAACGACGAUAGGAAAUAUUCAAUAUCCGGUAUUGUAACACAAAUUAAACGAAGCAUUCCUGAUCUAAGAGCAAUAAAGCAUCAGCCACUUGAGAAUUGUUGUGUGACACCAACAGCAAGUCCGAAAGGAUCUUACAGACGAAGUGCUUCGGAGGAACAACAGCCAAGAGACACAAUCACUUUGAGUGCUGUGAGUCAACAUGAUUGUGGUUGUGGUGUAAAAGAUCGAUCAAAAGAAGCGAGUAUCAAAAGUAGCAGUCCAGAGGAUGACAGCUUUCAACAUGCACCAACGUCAUAUUGUCCAAAAGCUAACGAUAAAGAGCAAGCAGCAGCAUCAUACCAACCGUCCGAACAUAGCGAUUUCUCUUUCGACAAUUUAAGUACAACAACAGACAACAACACAAAACAACCCCACUCACUUCCACCACCCGCACAAUUACAACAGCAGACACAGUCAAGAAAUGUGCAACGUUCCGUGUCACAACCUGAGUGUGCAGAUAGCAAUGAUAAAAGCUUGUUUAGGUGCUCGAAAUUCUCUUCUUUCAAUCAACCAAUGGACGAUGCAGCAGAGAAUUGGAAUAUUUUUGCACCUAUAGCGAAACUAGAAUCUCUCGAUGAAAUUGAUCAAGAAAACAAACAUUCCGAAAAUGAAUCCCCCGAUCCAGAAUAAAUAUUUAAGUAAUUUUAGUAACUCGUUUUGCUUUUUCUAAUCAUCGACAAAAGACAUACCUACAUAAAUUGUUAUGCUUAUUUUGUUAUUAGAUUUAUGUUUUCAACGGAAAAUUUAUCUUAUCUUGUGUAAUUAAGACAACGUGCUUAUUUCUCAAAAACAAAAAAAAGAAACAACAUAAAUUAUAUGAA
Molecule: messenger RNA, 2766 nt
Organism: Clunio marinus
Lineage: Eukaryota; Metazoa; Arthropoda; Insecta; Diptera; Chironomidae
Source: the annotation of a GenBank genome assembly